Messenger RNA from Schistosoma intercalatum, 810 nucleotides. NCBI's taxonomy places the organism in Eukaryota, Metazoa, Platyhelminthes, Trematoda, Strigeidida, Schistosomatidae. The record is from the annotation of a GenBank genome assembly.
AUGUUGUCUUGUAACUUUGCAUAUUAUUCAUGGAUCUUACUUCUAUGUAGCAAUUAUAUACUUAGUUCUUUUGCCGAGGACGCAACUAUUUUGUCUGAAGAAGACUCCACGCUCUUACCUUCUGUAACAAAUGAAGACGAUAGAUUCAAGGGAUCCCCAGCUGUUGGUGUCUUGGUAGCCCUUAGUAAACCUCCAUAUGGUCUUUACUCUGGACGUCGUGAAAUAAACUUGCCCGUCGGAAAAAUCUCAUCCCUUGUGGCUUCCUUGGCUAAUACCAACCCGACAAACGGUGAACAAUUUAAACUAGAUUUUAUAGAAGGAGCACUUCACUAUCCUAUGUACUAUGACUAUCACAUUCAGAACUUUACCAAGCAACGCCUCCAUGAGACAUUAGAGCCCGGUCAAGAGACUUCCCUUUAUUACAGAUUCAAACCCGCUCCUGAAUUAGCUGGUCGAUCUUUUGACCUGUCUAUUGUUGUCUACUAUCAUGACAAUAAUGACAUUUAUUAUGCUCAUAAGUUAUUUAAUCAAACUGUUAACUUGUUUGAAAUCGAAGAAGGUGUAGACACUGAAUUGAUUUUCUUGGUUAUCUUAGUAAUUGCCUUGAGUAUAGCAAUUCUAAUUGGUAUAUGGCACUGGUUCACCUCAAUCGCUCAAAAACGACAGCCAGCCAAAAAGUCUUCAAAAGUGGUCGAAAAUGAUGGUGAAAAUGCAGUCGAGAACGAAUACCUGGCACUAAUAAAAAACAAGCCUCAAAUUAAAAAAGAUCGCUCUGACCAAAUAAUUCGUCGGCACCAGGGUAGACGCUAA